Molecule: messenger RNA, 2254 nt
Organism: Drosophila gunungcola (fruit fly)
Lineage: Eukaryota; Metazoa; Arthropoda; Insecta; Diptera; Drosophilidae
Gene: black
Product: cysteine sulfinic acid decarboxylase
Exons: 3
Coding region: 308-2053 (581 amino acids)
Biological process (GO): carboxylic acid metabolic process
Cellular component (GO): cytoplasm
Molecular function (GO): carboxy-lyase activity; pyridoxal phosphate binding
Source: RefSeq, a predicted model, not a curated record
CAUUCAGUUCGACCGCGAGAUCAUUCAGAAUCAUUGUCAAGUGCAAUCUGCAGCAGCAACAGCAGCAACAGCAGCAACAACAGCAGCAGCAACAGGAUCAGGAACAGCAGCAACAUCAGCAAUUGACCGCCAGCAAUCACCAAGUCUUUUACAGUAUUAAGAUCAGUUGCGAGCAGCAACAAUAGCAGCAGCAACAGGAUCAGGAACAGCAGCAACAUCAGCAAUUGCCCACCAGCAAUCGGCAGCAAUUAAGUCACAGCAGUAGCCAAAUCUUUUACAGUAUAAACAUCAGUCGAGAGCCAACAAAAUGCUGGCCAGCGAGACUUUUCCCACACAUCACUUUAAGGAAUCUAUAUUUAAGCCUUACAGUACGAGUACGAGUACGAGUACGGGUAGUGGCGAUGAUUUGGCAAGCCCAUUGACAGCGGCAACAUCAGCGGCCACUUCGGUGGUGGCCACGUCGUCAUCGGCUGAUACCGCCUCCGCAGUUGCAUUCGAGACGGCCAGCAAAAUGUUGACCACCGCCAAUGGGAGCAGCAAUAACAAUAUCGACACGGAUGCGAAGAAUGACAACCUGUCCAGCUUUGUGGCCAGUCAUCCGGCUGCCCACUUUGAGGGCUUCAUCCGGGCCUGCGUGGACGAGAUCAUCAAGUUGGCCGUCUUCCAGGGCACCAAUCGCUCCUCCAAGGUCGUCGAGUGGCACGAGCCGGAGGAGCUGCGUCAGCUGUUCGACUUUCAGCUGCGUGAGAAGGGUGAGUCGCAGGACAAGCUGCGCGAGUUGCUGAGAGAAACGAUUCGGUUCUCGGUCAAGACGGGCCAUCCGUACUUCAUCAACCAGCUGUACUCGGGCGUGGAUCCGUAUGCCCUGGUGGGCCAGUGGCUCACCGAUGCCCUCAAUCCCAGUGUGUACACCUACGAAGUGGCGCCGCUGUUCACCCUCAUGGAGGAGCAGGUGCUGGCCGAGAUGCGACGCAUCGUGGGCUUUCCCAACGGCGGCCAGGGCGAUGGCAUCUUCUGUCCCGGCGGCUCGAUAGCCAACGGUUAUGCAAUCAGCUGCGCCCGCUACAGACACUCGCCCGAUUCCAAGAAAAACGGACUCUUCAACGCGAAACCCUUGAUCAUCUUCACCUCGGAGGAUGCCCACUACUCGGUGGAGAAGCUGGCCAUGUUCAUGGGCUUCGGCAGCGAGCAUGUGCGCAAGAUAGCCACCAACGAGGUGGGCAAGAUGCGUCUCAGUGACCUGGAGGAUCAGGUGAAGCUGUGCCUGGCCAACAACUGCCAGCCGCUGAUGGUGUCGGCCACAGCCGGAACCACUGUGCUGGGGGCCUUCGACGAUCUGGCUGGGAUCUCGGAGCUGUGCAAGAAGUACAACAUGUGGAUGCACGUGGAUGCGGCCUGGGGUGGUGGUGCCCUCAUGUCCAAGAAGUAUCGACAUCUGCUUAGCGGAAUUGAAAGGGCUGAUUCGGUGACCUGGAAUCCUCACAAGCUGCUGGCUGCCUCGCAGCAGUGCUCCACCUUCCUGACGCGCCACCAGCAGGUGCUGGCCCAGUGCCACUCCACCAAUGCCACCUACCUCUUCCAGAAGGACAAGUUCUAUGACACCUCCUUCGACACCGGCGACAAGCACAUCCAGUGCGGUCGUCGUGCGGAUGUCUUCAAGUUCUGGUUCAUGUGGAAGGCCAAGGGCACCCAGGGCCUGGAGGCCCAUGUCGAGAAGGUCUUCCGCAUGGCCGAGUUCUUUGCCGGCAAGGUUAGGGAGCGACCGGGAUUCGAGCUGGUCCUCGAGAGCCCCGAGUGCACCAACAUCAGCUUCUGGUAUGUGCCACCUGGUCUCCGGCAAAUGGAGCGCAAUCGGGAGUUCUACGACCGGCUGCACAAGGUGGCUCCCAAGGUGAAGGAGGGCAUGAUCAAGAAGGGCUCCAUGAUGAUCACCUAUCAGCCGCUGCGACAGCUGCCCAACUUCUUUCGCCUGGUGCUGCAGAACUCCUGUCUGGAGGAGUCCGACAUGGUCUACUUCCUGGACGAGAUCGAGUCGCUGGCCCAGAAUUUGUAAAUGGACAAAAAUGGAUGUGGAUAUGGAAGCGAAAGCAUGUUAUGAGGUUAAGUGUUGACAACAUUCUCUUUAGGCCCAGGCCGUUUGUAUCUUCUAGUGUAUCGUUUACUCCCCACGUUUGUAUAUUCUCUCGGAUGUUAAGUAUUACCUAAAAACAAAGAACAAAAAUACAUAUUUAUAGGUCAUUUGAUUUAGAUUAAA